This is a messenger RNA of Cooperia oncophora, 636 nucleotides long. The record is from the annotation of a GenBank genome assembly. Lineage: Eukaryota; Metazoa; Nematoda; Chromadorea; Rhabditida; Trichostrongylidae.
AUGCCUCAGCUAGCUCCGCGCCAGAAUAAUAAGCGUAAGGACUCUAUUGGGGAACCGUUAGAAAGAUCUUCCGCCAAGCGACCAGACCUGGAAGUCGAGAGUGAUGAAUUGCAACAUGAUUACUCCAAAAAGCGCGAUAAGGAUCCCGUAAUUGAUCAAAUGGUCAAGGCGUUAGUUUCUAAGUUACCCCAGGAAAUUUCAGACGCGAUUGAUUCUGACAAGCGCGCACGCAGCUUAGUUAUAUCGGGAUUGCCUGAGCCCCAGCGUGAUCUGCGCCCCUCAGCAAAGCAGGCUGAUUUAGAGUCUAAGAUCAGCGACCUGAUGGACUUAAAAUCGUGCUCCCUGCUAGGUCCCUUUGAACUACAGCUCUUGCAAAUUCCUACCGAUUGCGUGAUUCUCAGUUCGCUGGUGUCUUUGAACGGAAGACAACCUACUCAUGGCGUAGCAAUCACAGACCUUAUUCUUUCACCUACACGGCUUUUGAGUGAUGUCACAAUCCUGCCACCAUUCGCAUCUUCUGAUCACAACAUGGUGGCCUUUCAAAUUCAAGUCCAACCUUUAAUAAAACUAGAAUACCUCUCCCUGACUUUCAUAGAGCUGACUACUCGGGGUUAUCUUCUUACCUCGAUUCGGUGA